AUGGCAGAGCUUCCUGGAUCUCCUCUCCAUCAGGAGGGUCAACGUGAUCUCUAUUCAUUGCUUCGUUCUCCAGGAAAGCUGCUGAAGAAACAAUUGGAGUGGAAUGUUAUAAGAGAAGAGCUAACUGGUUUGAGGAGGAAUGCAAAAGAGACACACAAGAGCAUAGAUGGAUCUCUAUCGCAAAAGAAAGGAGGAGGAGAAUCAGCAGCUUGA
Molecule: messenger RNA, 213 nt
Organism: Nezara viridula (southern green stink bug)
Lineage: Eukaryota; Metazoa; Arthropoda; Insecta; Hemiptera; Pentatomidae
Source: the annotation of a GenBank genome assembly